AGAAAAGGAAAGAAGGAACAACGUGACUGGAUUUCGCAAGUCCUGAGUGUUACAAACUAUCAUCAGCUAUGGAUUUAAAGAAGAAAAAGCUGUUAGGAAUUAUCUUUAUUGUGGCGAAUAUAUUUCACCCCGCUGGAUGUGCACCCGUAUCUUUCAACUUCGAAGGUAUGGUGGUCUCUUGUCCUAUUCCAACCGGGACAUGUUUUGCACAGCCUGAGGACACGUGCUUUCAGAAUGGUGAUUGUUUUGCCGUACAAGGAUAUGCUGCCUUAUGCUGUCCUCAUCAGUGCAAGGGAUUUAAUGUUUGCAAGUCAAUAAAACUGCCAAAAAUAAAAUCAACCACGCAAAGACCAACGACAGCCCAGCAACCAACAACAACUCAAUUACCAACGACAACCCAAAGACCAACAACAACCCAAAGACCAACGACAACCCAAAGACCAACGACAACCCAAAGACCAACAACAGCCCAAAGACCAACGACAACCCAAAGACCAACAACAAUCCAAAGACUAACGACAACCCAAAGACCAACAACAACCCAAAGACCAACGACAACCCAAACACCAACGACAACCCAAAGACCAACGACAACCCAAAGACCAACGACAACUCAAAGACCAACGACAACCCAAAGACCAACGACAACUCAAAGACCAACGACAACCCAAAGACCAACGACAACCCAAAGACCAACGACAACCCAAAAGCCCACAACAACCCAAUUGCCAACGACAACCCAAAAACCAAGAACAACUCAAUCGCGAGCCACAACUCAAUCAACAAAAACAAUGACUCUAACGUCUCAACGUCUUACAACAAUGCAAAAACCAACAAUGACUAACAAACCAACCACAACUAAGAGGCUAAUUACUACAAAACAACGACAGACAAUUAAAACAUUCCCUGUAACUAAAAGUCCAGCGUCGACUCAGCCAGCCACAAGCCCGUCAACGUUUACAUCUGAGCCAAAUAUUUGCAGUACAAGCAGCCCUAAAGAUAUUUUGUUCAUACUUGAUGGCACUCGAAACUACCGAAAAUACUGGUGGGAAACGAGGAAAGAAUGGAAAAAAGUGAAGGCUUUUGUUAAAGAUCUAGCCUUAGAUCUGAAUAAUGGAAAGAACAGAAUUGCUGUCAUGCAAUACGGCGGACUUAUUUCUCCUAGAAUGGCCAUCGAGUUUUCGGCACAGUACGACAUUGUCAAUCGUAUCGGUAGAAUAUCACUUCUUGGUGGAAGACAAAGAAUGACUCACAAAGCUUUAGCACUAGCAAGCAACAAGUUUUAUGAGCUGAACUCUAUUUACGAGCGUUCAGAUGCGAGCGAUAUCAUUGUACUGAUUACGCGUGGCACAUCAUCUGAUAUUACACAAGCCGUUUCCGAGAUCAAAAUGCUGAAGCAUAGAAUGGUUCGAGUCCUUGCAGUUGGAAUAGGAUCCUAUCCACAAUACUUAAAAAGUUCUCUGCAGAAAUUUUCAUCGUUCAAUCAAGACGCGAUUGGAAGCAAGUACAGUGAUCUCAGCAACAGAAAAAUGGACGUUCUUGAAAGAAUAUGUUCCCCAGUCUAUUUACCAGCAUCACCGUCAAUUUGUCACAAGAAAAAGUACGACGUCAGUUUCCUUCUUGACGGAUCAAGAAGCAUUCGCGAAAGUGAUUUUCUCAAAAAGAAACAAUUCCUUCGGCACGUUUUCUAUUUACUAAAGUCGCCUUCUUCUCAACUAAAUUUGGGACUGAUGCAAUUCAGCAUGAUGAAGAAAUUUCAAGAAGUUUUUCCUCUCGAGAAGCAUUCUUUUAACGAAGAAAUCAAAGCACUGGACGAAAUGGAGUUUCACGCAGGAAGCACAACGAUGUUAGGCGAUGCUCUCGAACGAGUUGAACAAAACGUUUUUAAUGGUGAAGGUGGUGAUCGUCCUGAUGUUAAAAACGUACUGGUGAUUUUAACGACGGCGAAGCUCACGAUAUAUGGACUGCAUUCAGAAAAGCAACCAACUUGAAAAAGAAUAACGUUCGAAUAAUUGCAAUCACGGUUAACAAGUAUAAUGAAGUACCCAGUAAUCUUAAAAAAAUAGCCAGUUAUCCUAAAUAUGCGUUGGCCAUUCGAAUGGAUAACAUCGCAUUUUAUGCUGAAAAGCUGGCGUCGUUGAUUUGUCAAGCGAAUCAGUUGUAAAGACCUUCACGAGCAAGCGAUCUUUCAGUUGCAGAAACACCUCGACAAAAAGGCAGAACGAAAACAUAGUAGAACUCUUGUUGUAAAAGGUAUAUUGCAUCUAAUCGAAAAAAACGAUGUAAAAGGCUAAAGCACUUUUUUUCGACAAAAUCAGGAAAACGCGAAUGGAGAAAUUUUUGCAACACUUGAUGAAACUAAUUAUGAAAAAUAGCAACAGUGAGCGCAAAAUUUAUUGUAAAA
This is a messenger RNA of Xenia sp. Carnegie-2017, 2404 nucleotides long. RefSeq names its product cartilage matrix protein-like. The coding region runs from base 69 to 1991 and encodes 640 amino acids. NCBI's taxonomy places the organism in Eukaryota, Metazoa, Cnidaria, Anthozoa, Malacalcyonacea, Xeniidae. The record is from RefSeq and is a predicted model, not a curated record. The transcript is spliced from 7 exons.